UAACUUCCGGUCCCCAUGUUUGUCCUGCGCACGGCUGUUUAGGGUUUCUAGAAAAUUCUGUUUCCUUCCGUAAGAAGCUCGCUGUCUCAAUCCAAAUCCAGCUUCAGCUACCCCCUCUAGAUCAAAUUGAAACCUCCAUUCACAGCGGCACCCACUCGCAUCGAUCUCCAUGGAUCAGCAAAACCACAGCACGCCGCAGGCGAUGGGCGUCGCCGCCUCUGUGACCUACCCUGCCGCCGCCGCCGCACCCUACCAAGCCGCCUAUCAGCAUCUCUACCACCAGCAGCAACAACAACAACAGCAGCAACUUCAAAUCUUCUGGGCCGAUCAAUACCGCGAGAUCGAGCAAACCACAGAUUUCAAGAACCACAAUCUCCCUUUAGCUCGCAUCAAGAAGAUCAUGAAGGCUGACGAGGACGUGCGGAUGAUCGCUGCCGAGGCGCCGGUGGUCUUCGCACGUGCCUGUGAGAUGUUUAUCCUUGAGCUCACCCACAGGGGAUGGGCUCACGCCGAGGAGAACAAGCGUCGGACUCUCCAAAAGAAUGAUAUCGCCGCUGCAAUCACCCGAACUGACGUCUUUGACUUCCUUGUGGAUAUAGUGCCGAGAGAGGAGGGGAGGGACGAAGCUGUUCCUAGGGCGAUCCCUGGUGGGCCGGUUGAUCCGCUGUACUACUACGUUCCGCAAUAAUUGAGGUGGCAAAUUGAGUGCCCUGCUGCCUUCUGUGUCCUGAGGCCUUAUUUAUGUUGCUGUUGAGGUUGUUCUUACCUUUAGAAAAUUAUCAUGGCCUCGCAUUCUCUAGUUUGCGUAGUUAAACGGCUUUGUUUAUCUAAACUUAUAUUUGAUCGCUAAAUUGGAUGUGAAAAUAUUUUAUGUUCUCUUAUAUUAGUAAUAUGUGCUUUCAGAAUCGUAAAUGAACCAGUUUGUGAUAGUUGAUAAGUCUGUUUAGCUU
Dendrobium catenatum is the source of this 950-nucleotide messenger RNA. RefSeq names its product nuclear transcription factor Y subunit C-9. Gene Ontology annotation, cellular component: nucleus. Gene Ontology annotation, biological process: regulation of DNA-templated transcription. The record is from RefSeq and is a predicted model, not a curated record. Bases 170 to 688 code for a protein of 172 amino acids. Gene Ontology annotation, molecular function: DNA-binding transcription activator activity, RNA polymerase II-specific; protein heterodimerization activity; DNA binding. NCBI's taxonomy places the organism in Eukaryota, Viridiplantae, Streptophyta, Magnoliopsida, Asparagales, Orchidaceae. The transcript has a single exon.